This is a messenger RNA of Myiozetetes cayanensis, 1578 nucleotides long. It is a transcript of the gene KRI1, whose product is annotated as KRI1 homolog. Gene Ontology annotation, biological process: endonucleolytic cleavage in ITS1 to separate SSU-rRNA from 5.8S rRNA and LSU-rRNA from tricistronic rRNA transcript (SSU-rRNA, 5.8S rRNA, LSU-rRNA). Lineage: Eukaryota; Metazoa; Chordata; Aves; Passeriformes; Tyrannidae. Gene Ontology annotation, cellular component: nucleolus; 90S preribosome. The record is from RefSeq and is a predicted model, not a curated record.
AUCCAGACCUUCCCCGCCACAUCCCCACGUCACGUGCGGCGCCGGGACGAGCGGCGGAAGGAGAAGCGGGAGCAGCUGCGGGAGAGGAAGAAGAAGGAGCGGGCUCGGCGCAGGGAGGAGCUGAAGCAGCUCAAGAACCUGAAGCGCCAGGAGUUGGCGGCGCGGCUCGCCCGGAUCCGCGAGGCCUCCGGCUCCGACGCCCUCGGAGUCAGCGACUCCCUCCUCCAGGAGGACUUCGACCCCGCCCGCCACGACCGCCUCAUGGCCGAAUGGUUCGGGGAGGAAUAUUAUGGAAAAGGGGAGGAGGAGAAGCCACAGUUCGAGGAGGAGGAAGGGCUGGAAGACGACUGGAACUGGGAUGCCUGGACGGGGCGGGAGGAGGGGGGGGCUGAGCCGGAGCCCCACUGUGAGGACCCCGACUUUGUGAUGGACGCCGAUUACAUCCCUGAGGCCCCCGACCCCGCAUGGCCCCCUGGCCCGGCCCCCGAGGUGUCUUUGGGGAAGAAACGCCGGAACGAAAUUCGGGAGGCCCUGGAGAGGGAGAAGCCCUGUUUGACCCCGGUGAGCGGGCCCUUCGAGCAGUACCUGGAGGAGUUUUACGGCCUCGACUUCGAGGACGUCAUCGGGGACCUCCCGUGCCGCUUCAAGUACCGCCGGGUCGUGCCCUGCGACUUCGGCCUCACCACGGACGAGAUCCUGGCGGCCGACGACAAGGAGCUGAACCGCUGGUGCUCCCUGCGCAAGACCUGCAUGUACCGCUCGGAGCAGGAGGAGCGGCAGGACCAGGCCAACUACGCCCGGCGGGCGCAGAACCUGGGCAAGAAGCACCAGAUCCUGAGAUCCCUCGCGGCCAGCCCUGAGGAGCCGCAGCCGGCGCCGGCAAAGCCGAAACCGGGGAAGAAGCGCCGGGAGAAGCGGAAGCGGCUGAAGGAGGAGGAGGAGGAGGAGGAGGAGGAGAAGCCCCCCCAGCCUCCCCCCAAGGCCCCCACGAAGCCUGGGGGUCCCCGGCGCCGGGGGGGGCCCCCCCUGGGCGCGUCCGUGCGCUUGGGGGGCCGGGAGUUCAGCGGGAAGAGGUUGGAAGCCUUCGGCCUCAACCCCCGCCGGCUCCGGUUCCGGCAGCUCCGGUGGCAGCGGCGAAGGGAGGGGGAGGCGGGGGGCAAAGCCGGGGGGAAGCCCCUGGAAAAGGCCUGGAAAAACCCCGGGAUGGAGGGAAAAACCCCGGAAGGGGAGGGGAAGAAACAGAGGCGAAAACAGAAGCGUGGGAAAAACACCUGAGUUCCCUUCUGGGAAAAACAUCCCUUGGGAAAAACACGUGGAUUCCCUGGGAAAGGCACAUGGAUUCCCUGGGAAAACGUGAACAGAUUCCCUGGGAAAACGUGAAUAGAUUCCCUGGAAAAACAGCCCCUGAAAGCCCCGGGAAAAAACAGCAGAACCCGUGGGAAAACACCAGAAACCUCUGGAAAAGAGCGGAACCGUCCCGGAAAAACGGCAGAAGAGCCUGGAAAAGCGGGGGAAGCCUCUGGAAAACCCCGGGAAGGCUCCAGGACGCUGCGCUCGGUUCAAGUUCACUUUAUUUUG